Messenger RNA from Acomys russatus (golden spiny mouse), 2347 nucleotides. RefSeq names its product exocyst complex component 7 (gene Exoc7). NCBI's taxonomy places the organism in Eukaryota, Metazoa, Chordata, Mammalia, Rodentia, Muridae. Bases 64 to 2157 code for a protein of 697 amino acids. Gene Ontology annotation, cellular component: exocyst. Gene Ontology annotation, biological process: exocytosis. The transcript has 20 exons. The record is from RefSeq and is a predicted model, not a curated record. Gene Ontology annotation, molecular function: phosphatidylinositol-4,5-bisphosphate binding.
AGGGACGGAAGCCGAGCAGGUCUCCGAAGAGAGCUGGGAGUGGGAACUGCGCUGUCCGCUGCGAUGAUCCCCCCGCAGGAGGCUUCCGCUCGGCGGCGGGAGAUCGAGGACAAGCUGAAGCAGGAGGAGGAGACGCUGUCCUUCAUCCGAGACAGCCUGGAGAAGAGCGACCAGCUCACUAAGAACAUGGUGUCUAUCCUGUCAUCCUUUGAAAGCCGUCUCAUGAAGCUGGAGAACUCCAUCAUCCCUGUGCACAAGCAGACCGAGAAUUUGCAGAGGCUGCAGGAGAAUGUUGAAAAGACGUUAUCCUGUCUGGACCAUGUCAUCAGCUAUUACCACGUAGCCAGUGACACUGAGAAGAUCAUCAGAGAAGGCCCCACUGGUAGGCUGGAAGAAUACCUGGGAAGCAUGGCCAAAAUCCAGAAGGCUGUGGAGUAUUUUCAGGACAAUAGCCCAGACAGCCCAGAGCUCAACAAAGUGAAGCUGCUGUUUGAGCGGGGGAAGGACUCCCUAGAGUCUGAGUUCCGCAGUCUGAUGACCCGGCACAGCAAGGUCGUCUCCCCUGUGCUUAUCCUGGAUCUCAUCAGUGGCGAUGAGGAACUAGAGGUCCAGGAAGACGUGGUCCUGGAGCACCUGCCUGAAAGUGUGCUGCAGGAUGUGGUCCGCAUCUCCCGUUGGCUGGUGGAGUAUGGCCGGAACCAAGAUUUCAUGAAUGUCUACUACCAGAUUCGCUCCAGCCAGCUGGACCGCUCCAUCAAGGGCCUGAAGGAGCAUUUUCGCAAAAGCAGUUCUUCCUCUGGAGUUCCCUACUCCCCCGCCAUCCCCAGCAAGAGGAAAGACACGCCGACCAAGAAGCCUAUCAAGCGGCCAGGGACGAUCCGUAAGGCUCAGAACCUUCUGAAACAGUAUUCCCAGCAUGGUCUAGAUGGGAAAAAGGGGGGCUCUAACCUCAUUCCUCUGGAAGGGCGAGAUGACAUGCUGGACGUGGAGACCGAUGCCUACAUUCACUGUGUCAGUGCCUUUGUCAAGCUGGCCCAGAGCGAGUACCAGCUGCUGGUGGACAUCAUCCCCGAGCACCAUCAGAAGAAAACCUUUGACUCCUUGAUACAGGACGCGCUGGACGGGCUGAUGCUUGAGGGGGAGAACAUCGUGUCCGCUGCCAGGAAAGCCAUCAUCCGCCAUGACUUCUCCACAGUGCUCACAGUCUUCCCCAUCCUGCGGCACCUCAAGCAGACCAAGCCUGAGUUUGACCAGGUGCUCCAGGGCACAGCGGCCAGUACCAAGAACAAGCUGCCUGGCCUCAUCACCUCCAUGGAGACCAUUGGAGCCAAAGCUCUAGAAGACUUUGCUGACAACAUCAAGAACGAUCCAGACAAAGAAUACAACAUGCCUAAGGACGGCACCGUUCAUGAGCUCACGAGCAACGCUAUCCUUUUCCUGCAGCAGCUCUUGGAUUUCCAGGAGACAGCGGGUGCCAUGCUGGCCUCCCAAGUUCUUGGGGACACAUACAAUAUUCCUUUAGACCCCCGAGAAACCAGCUCUUCGGCCACCAGCUACAGCUCCGAGUUCAGCAAGCGCCUGCUGAGCACCUAUAUCUGCAAAGUCUUGGGCAACCUGCAGCUGAACUUGCUAAGCAAGUCCAAGGUGUAUGAGGACCCCGCCCUGAGCGCCAUCUUCCUGCACAACAACUACAACUACAUUCUCAAGUCCUUGGAGAAGUCUGAGCUGAUCCAGCUAGUGGCCGUAACCCAGAAGACUGCUGAGCGUUCCUACCGGGAGCACAUUGAGCAGCAGAUCCAGACCUACCAGCGCAGCUGGUUAAAGGUGACUGAUUACAUCGCAGAGAAGAAUCUACCUGUGUUCCAGCCUGGAGUCAAGCUCCGGGACAAGGAGCGGCAGAUGAUUAAGGAACGGUUCAAGGGGUUCAAUGAUGGCCUUGAAGAGCUGUGCAGGACUCAGAAGGCCUGGGCCAUUCCAGACACAGAGCAGAGGGACACGAUUCGACAGGCUCAGAAAAGCAUUGUCAAGGAGACCUAUGGGUCCUUUCUGCACAGGUAUGGCAGCGUGCCCUUCACCAAGAACCCGGAGAAGUAUAUUAAAUACCGUGUGGAGCAGGUGGGCGACAUGAUCGAUCGCCUUUUCGACACCUCUGCCUAAGCCCGCCCGUGCCUCUGUCCAGAUCCACCAGACUGACAUGUCAUUGGACUGAUAAACCAGUGUUAACAUACCCGAGUUGGGUGAGUCUGAAGUCCUUUGGAACAGAGGCCUGUGCCCCACCCAGGAGCCCUGUCCUUGAGUAUUCUAGUCCUGGGCUUUGCGUCUUUCCUCCAGCCCGAUCUCCUGUCAU